This is a messenger RNA of Suillus bovinus, 372 nucleotides long. RefSeq lists its product as uncharacterized. The transcript is spliced from 2 exons. Lineage: Eukaryota; Fungi; Basidiomycota; Agaricomycetes; Boletales; Suillaceae. The coding region runs from base 1 to 372 and encodes 123 amino acids. The record is from RefSeq and is a predicted model, not a curated record.
AUGUCCAAGCAACCAAGAAUGGCAUGCAAUGUGAAGUUAUUGAUUGACAGCAAGACCACUGUUGCUGAAGUCUUAUUUUAUUUCAAUAUGAUGCUUCACGAUGAAAAGAAGACCUUUGCUUUCGUAUCUGAAUUCAGCCAGCUGCACACAGAUCUAUUUGAAAACUCAUCGCAAAUGGUCUUUGCCUGUCGUUAUUGCGGAGAUGCUUCAUUGAAACUUGUCGAGAUUCAUACUAUACAGUCUGUGGUGGCUAUGAUUCCUCAUAAUUUUCCGGGUAUUGAUGGUGUUCUUUUCUACCUCGUGGAACAACCAGGGUUGGACAUUAUAAGAAUGGGUGGUGUGGAAGAGGAGGGUAUUCUUGAUGAAGAAUGA